Molecule: messenger RNA, 1089 nt
Organism: Plasmodium vinckei vinckei
Lineage: Eukaryota; Apicomplexa; Aconoidasida; Haemosporida; Plasmodiidae
Product: RAP protein, putative
Exons: 2
Coding region: 1-1089 (362 amino acids)
Source: RefSeq, a predicted model, not a curated record
AUGGUUUUGAGAAGAAGUAAAGAUGUGUUUGCAAAAUCUACGCAGUGUAGAAGUGUUUGCAAUAAUAGAGGGUAUAUAAAUAAUAGGUACUUGAAUUAUAUACAAGGGAAUAAACAAAUAGAAUAUAGAAAUCAUCAUACUUUUAAAAAUACAAACAAUUUAAACAUAAGAAAUAAUGGAGUAAAUAAUUUUGAAAAGGCAACAAAACAAUAUAUUGCAACAAAUAAUAUUGGAAACCCUUUUUCAAACAAAUCAAAUAAAUUUGAACACUAUAAGAAUCAUUUUUCAUCAAAUAAUGUUAGUAAUUCCAAUGAUGGAGAAGUGGAAGAAGAAAACUAUCAAACUCCAAAUGAUCAGGAAGACAAUAUAAAUAAAAAUAAUAUAUGUGCAGAAAAAACAAAUGAAAGCAAUAAUAUUGAUAAUGGCGGCAAUCAAGGGUUGCCAAAUAGUGAUCAAAUAACUAAUGAACAGUUUAAUGAUAAAGAUUAUUCAAAUAAUGUUAAUAAUAUAAAUAAUAAUGAAGAAAUAAAUGACAAAGAUACAACUUAUACUGAUAAUAAAGCAAAUGCACAGUCUGAAAAUAUUAUGGAAAAUGAUGAGGACAUACCAAACAUUUUUGAUGUUGAUGAGAAUUUAACUGAAAAGGAAAAAAAAGAAAAACUAAAAUUAAUAAAAUUAAUUACCGAAAAAUUAGCAGGACCCUUAAAAACAAAUAAUGAAAACAAUAUAAAAACUGAUGAAAAUUCAAAAAAUGAUGAUGAUUUUAUUUUUGCUGACAAUCGCCCAAUAGCAAUAGAGGUCGAUGGGCCUUCACAUUUUUAUGCCAAUAGUAAUAGAUAUACAACUUACACAAAACUUAAACAUAGAAUUCUUACAAAAUUAGGAUAUAAUGUUAUACACAUAAGUUACUUUGACUGGAGGAAGUUGAGGAACAAAAGUGAAAGAGAAGAAUUUAUUUUAAAAAAAUUAAAAGAAAAAAAUGACGAAUUUUUAGAUGAAAAUGAUAGAAUAUAUUAUAACGAAAGAAUGAAGAUGAUUAAAGAGGAUUAUAUGAAGCAUAUGAAUGAGAAUAAAGAAAUGAAUAAUUAA